GUUACAGGUAUCGACAAAGCAGCGUGUUUGGAGAGGUUCGGCGAAUACUUCUUCGACUACUGCGUGCGGAGCGGCUAUGAGAGGGUCUUGCGGGUCCUCGGGGGGACUCUGGAGGCCCUCCUGUCUAACCUAGAUGCGCUGCAUGACCACCUUGGCUCUACAUACCCGGGAAUGUCCGCUCCGUCCUUCAGAUGCACGCCACGCCAAGACGGGACUAUACAGCUCCAUUACCAUAGCGCACGGCCGGGUAUGUUCCCCAUGGUUUCAGGGCUUGUCAAAAAGGUCGCACGAGAGCUCUUUCAGACACGUGUGGAUAUCAAAAUUCUUUCCGAGUCAAACCAAGGGAAUAAUAAUAACACUGUUUGUCAAAUUUCGCAAGAUCCUGAAAAUCCAACUGAUAAAUUCAUUCAACCGAGGAAGGAUAAUUUUGUGAUACAAAAACCUGUGCGGAGUACCUGUUUGUUCAGGAGGUCCCGCUCGCGGAAGAUGUCAUUGCAAUGUCAGAGCCAAGAACCGAAGGACUUAGCCUUGGGUGUAGAAUCCUUCUGUCGGGCUUUCCCAUUCCAUGUCAUGUUCGACAGGAACCUGGAGAUACGACAGGCGGGGGUUGCUAUGCUCAGGGUCAUCAAGACCUUCAGGAGGCGCCAUAAGAAUAUGAACUUUCUGGAUAUAUUCAGUGUCGUGAGGCCAGUUUUGGAUGUAAACUUCCAGGAGUUGUUGGAUCAUGCCAAUACCGUGUUUGUUGUAACGACGAAGCCUGGGGUUAUCGAUUCAGGUCCGAGAAGGCACGACAUUCUCAAAAGGAGUGUCUCGUAUAGAACAGAGAGUGAACGAGAAAAAGAAAAGGAGAAAGAGAAAGAGAAAGAGAAAAAUGAAAAUGAGAAUGAAUCUACGAUGCGUUUGAAGGGACAAAUGAUAUACAUUCCUGAAUCGGAUAACAUUUUGUACCUCUGCUCACCUAGGGUGCAAAAUCUUGACGAUUUGAAAGGCAGAGGGCUGUUCCUGAGCGAUAUUCCCCUGCACGACGCCACGCGAGAUCUCAUCCUGAUCUCGCAAGCGAGACGCGCGGAACGCGAACUCGUGGAAAAACUCGAGGAUACUUCGAACAAUCUCAAAAUGUUGCAAGCUCGUCUCCAAGAGGAUAAGCAAAGGACGGAUGAGUUGUUGCAUUCGAUUCUGCCACCUACCAUUGCCGAAAGGCUGCGGCUGAAUCAACCAGUAGAGGCUGAAAAAUACUCACUGGUGACUGUACUAUUUUCUGACGUGGUUGGAUUUACUGCUUUAUGUGGGAACGAGAAGAUAGUCCCCAUGGAUAUAGUCCGGCUACUCAAUAGGCUUUACACUCAAUUCGACGUGCUAUGCAGUAUUAACGAAGUCCGAAAGAUGGAAACUAUAGGAGAUGCAUACAUGGUAGUCGGGGGUCUUCCAGAGUACAUAGAAACGCAUGCUGAUCGCGUUGUGUCCCAAGCAGUCGGCAUGAUAGAAGUGUCAAGAUAUGUGAUGAUGCCUGCUGAUCAAAAACCAAUACAGAUUCGUAUAGGAGUGCAUUCGGGUCCAGUGGUGGCUGGUGUGGUAGGCCAGAAGAUGCCUCGCUAUUGCUUGUUCGGUGAUACAGUUACUAUAGCCAAUAAGAUGGAGAGUGUCAGCCAACCUGGCAAGGUUACCAUCAGCGACCAGGCAAAGGAGUACAUAGUCAACCCGCUAGACUUCAUCUUCGAGGAGAACAUGUCAAGGCCAGAUAUGCCCUGUCGCUGCUUCUUCGUCACCACGCAACCCAACUCUCCACGCCACCUAUCGCCAAUGGACUUCAAUAUGGCCUUGCCAUUGGGAUUAUUCCGCACACCAAAUCCGUCCCCUACCAACUCCCCUGGUUGUCUUUCACCUGCCUCUCCCACGACCGAGGAUUCACCUCUCUCUCCAAGAAGGAUGAACUCACCGCAGAACAUGAGCCCGUCAUUCAAGAUGCCAACAAUAAAGAUCUCGGACACCGACUCAGAAACCACGGACCGUAUCGCCUCAUUGGACGCCAAGAUGGUGCACUACACCAAAAUCGAACAACGUCUGCGUCAAAAGCUCAAUCUGAGCACCCCGGAAACAUUCCAGAAACGCCACAAGGAACGCAAACAACAUCGUAGAAAAAGCUUGGAUAAUGGCCGUAAGUCUCCCGAGGGUAGACCGCGGCAGAGUAGGUCGUUAUCUUUUUGCCAGUUUUUUAACAUUCCAACCGAUGAUGUGCCAAGUCCCGAGGAGACAUCUGGAUACACAUACGAGAUGAAUAUGGCCCGUCUCCUCGGGGAAAAGUUACAGGCUUACGCUGCUCAGACGGAGAAACGGGUUUUUGCAGGCGACUCUGAGGAUGUACGGUACAUCGCUGAUGACUAUACUGAUGACUCUUAUAGUGCCAGUCUGUCCUCUCGGUCCAGUAAUGCCAGUUCACGUAAGUCCUCAAUGGAGGAAUGCGAUUCCGAUAGCUCCGACAGAGAAAUCAGCAGGAGGCGCCACCGGCGUCGAAGGUCUGCUGAGCCGCUUGUGACCUCGCCUGCAGGACGUGAGGACUGUGAUAGCCUUUCGCCGUUUCGACAAAGGUCAAGGUCAAAUACUUUAGAGACUAUAACAGAAACGACGCAUUCUAGCACAAAUGCUUCGGGAAUUGGCUCCGCGAAGGAAGAAUCUUCAGAAAUAACAACACAGAGUACGGCUCAUUUGGAGAACGAGGACAACAGUCCUCCUUUGGUGACCAAUGCCAAGGUGUCUUCUGCAGAAGACGGCUCAUCAGAUCCUCACCCUGGUUCCUGUGAUCCUAACAGACGUCCCUCCUCUCAACUAGACUUGGAACUUUCUGAAAGACGAAGUAGUUAUAGUGGCGAGGCAACCAAUAAUGAAUCACGUGUACCGAGAGUGGUUAUGACCUUAGAAAUUGAUAAAGAUGGUCAAAAUAAUCAACAUGCGCAAGAAUACGUGAAAUCACCAUCUGUAGUAAUUGGACCCCUUUCCAGAAAAGGUUCUGGGGCCAGUUCUGAUAAUUCUGAAUCAGGAUCCCGACGUUCUUCUUAUCAUCUUGAAUUGGAGUUGGCCGAACGUCGGAGCAGUUAUAGUGGUGAAACAACCUGUCUUGAGGAUAAUGCACAAGAUGCAUCAAUGUUGGUGAAAUCGCCAUGUCUAGUUUCUGGACCACUCAACACGAAAAGCCCAUUGCCUCUAUGCUUUGGUACAAUUAGUGACACUGAAACUAAUGAUCCAUCCGGUGCGUCCAAGCUGGCAGCCGCAGAACAGCGCAAUAGUUACACUGGGCAGACAGUUUCUGCAGUUGAAUUGGAUGUACCUCACUUAGGAGUUAAAUCACCACAUAUUGUUUCUGGGCCGCUGUGUAAGAAAGCUCCAGUGAUUUAUUGUGAUAGCCCUGAAGAUGCAAAUGUAUCCUCCGAUCAGAUAGAACUUGAAAAUUCUGAAAGGCGAAGCAGUUAUACUGGUGAGACCACCUUGCACACUGCCCCUCGGGUACUUGUUAAAUCACCCUGUGUUGUUUCUGGGCCUCUCAAUAAGAAAAGUCCUUUGCCAUUUGGCUAUGGAUCUGAUGAUGAAGAUAGCGAUAUUAAUAUAAAAAAACAGUUAGAACUCGAUAAUUCAGAACGGCGCAGUAGUUACAGUGGCGAAAAUGCUCCGAAUUUGAAGGUUAAAUCGCCCUGUGUAGUUGCUGGGCCUCUGAAUAAGAAACGUCCUGUACCAUCUAGCUAUGAUUAUGACGACGAGGAUAAUAACACUUCGACCAGUCAGUUGGAACUGGAGAACUCUGAACGUCGCAGUAGUUACAGUGGGGAAUUACCUGUGCAAAACACACCUCAAUACCCAGUGAAAUCUCCGUGUGUGUCUGGACCGCUUAAGAAGAAAAAUCCAUCACCGUUUCUCUACACCCCUGGCGACGAAGAAACUAAACAAACGUCAAAUGUGUUGGAGUCAGAAAUCUCUGAGCGGCGUAGCAGCUACACUGGAGAAGAGAUUCCCAUUGCAGCAAAAAAUAUUCAAACUAUGCCUCGUGUUAAGUCACCCUGUGUCGUCGCUGGACCUUUGGGGACAAAACGCCGGUUGCGUUCUUAUGGCGGUGAAGAUGAUGAGAAAGAUGUUCCAUCACACCUGUUAGAGUUAGAACGGUCUGAACGACGGAGUAGUUAUAGUGGCGAGACGGUUACCGUGGCAGAAACUCGUCAUACACCUCAUGUAAAAUCUCCUUGCGUUGUAGCGGGGCCUCUUCGUAACAAAGUUCGGGAACCUCGAAAUGAUUCUGCGGUUGAAAAUGUAACUUAUCUUUCGUCAGAGGUGGACUUGAUAAAAUGUUUGCCUGUUAAGUCGCCUUGUAUUAAUGCGGGGUCUUUGUCUAAGAGAAAGCAGCCACUUCAUCACGAUAGCAAUGAUGAAACGGAUGCAAAUGUGUCUAGUCAUCAGUUAGAGUUGGAACUUUCAGAACGCCGAAGUAGUUAUAGUGGCGAAUGCAACGAUUUGGAAAAGUCCACAGGAAGUAUUGGUUCGGUCAAAUCACCCUCGGUAAUCUCUGGACCUCUUUUCCAGACCAAGCACAAAUCACACACGAUAGGUGCAGGGGAAGUAAAAAGGUCCAAGUCUGAGUCUGCCCCAGAACAACUCGAGUUGUUGUCUACAGAGCGGCGCAGUAGUUACACCGGGGAGAAUGUCAGCCCAAGGCAAUCAGAACACCUGACUAUAGCAACUUCUCAAGUUGUCAAGUCGCCCUUAGUUCUUGCUGGACCCUUACACAAGGAUAAGAAGGAAAAGAGCGAGAAAUCGUCCCUUGAGAGUGGAAAUAUUGAGCCCGUGACAAGACGUCAGUCGUAUCAACUUGAUUUGGAACUUUCGGAAAGACGGUCAAGUUACAGCGGCGAGGUUGCACCAUUAGGGACCUCCGUUAUUCCACGCUCUGUUGAACCGUUGAAAUCUCCUUCGAUAGUUGUGGGGCCGCUUUGUUCGGGCAGAGUGCCUUCCUCUCAAGAGGGACCCGAGGUACGGCGCACGUCGCUCAAACUUGAACUUGAGCUGACUGAGAGACGAAGCAGCUACAGCGGAGAGACCACAAAUUCACUGCUACCUGGAACGGGCCCUAGAACGGGCCAGGUGGAACAACCACAUGAGGUUCUUAGAUCCCCUUCGGUUGUGGUCGGGCCGCUUUGCAAGGCUGACAGGCGUGCUUCUGAGGGCACCUUUGGGCAAAGAUCGUUUGGCUGUCAUUUGGAAGUUGAUGUUCCGGAGCGGCGCAGCAGUUAUGGCGGAGAAGCUUGGGGUAAAUUAUCAAGCAUGGAAACCGACAGUGACAUUUCUCCCUCUAUCGUCAGAGGGUCACUCCCUGGCAACAGAAGCACCUCAAAGAAUGAAGUGCCCAGGGACUUGGGACUUCAGCACUCGAAGCAAUACCUGAAGGAAUUGUCUCAAUCUUCUGAUACCGAAGUAUCUAAGAAACGUUCUUCAAAUGUCGGACAUAAAGUUAAGUCGGCAUGGGAAAGUUCGGCCAAGAAGAAAGAAAAGCUCACUCCUCAAAGCAGGCGGACUGUCUCUGCCCGCUCUAAUCUGUCUACGCAGUAUCUGUGCCCGCACUACAAUCUUGCUGGACGGAGGGUCACUGGGCCCAAAACAAUCCCUAAUCACGCUGAUGGUGCAACAAGUCUAUUUGCGUCAGAGGAUGAGAGGUCAAAUGUAAAAAUCGGGGCGGGAGAUCUUCGAGAUGCGGGGAAGCAUGAUGCGGCUGUUGGGGGUUCCCCUGCUGGUCAGGGCGGGAGGAGGCGGGAGAGACGGAACAGUACGGGUAUACCAAGUAUGCACGAACCUCGAGUCAUACCGAUCACCAAGGCGCACAGUGCGCGCGAAUAUAGCAUAGAGGACCAUAUCGAUUCCAGUAAAACCUUGGUUCUGAAGGAAACGUUGGUUAAAAAUCUUGAACCACCUGCUUUCAUAGUCUGCGCGCGCAGCAAAUCCGAUUCCCAAAUUGAUUGCAUCUUUGCAGCUUAUGAGAAUCCUCCUGAGGUAUCGAGGACUAAACCACGUCACCUCCUGUCCCCUGAUACUAUUCGGCAUGGCUAUCAGCUUGGGUCAAGGUCGCCAACAUCUCCCGGGACGCCGAGACGUAAAAGCCGGUUGGGAAGACCGAAAGUCAAACUAGAAAGCCUGAUGGAUGCUCAGAUUGACGAAUUUGCUCAACAUGUGAAAAGUCGUCGAAAGUAUAGAUCUACCUCUAGCGAGAAUCGGCGGAGUUAUAACAGUCUUGGGAGAUAUCAUAGGCUCGGCUGUAGUGUGUGUUUGGUGACGGGCCGGGCGGCCGAUGCAGCGCCGGAUAGGCUUAGUGUCAAUGGGCGUUUGUCCCCGCGGACCCGCACUCGCGGUAACCACAGUCCUGGCUCGGAGGAUACCGAGGGAGGGAAUGGAGACAGCAGUAGGAAGUCUAGUAGUGAUGAGAAUGGGAAUAAGAGUAGAAUAACGGUGCCAAACCGGAAUGAUAGCAUGAUGACUUCCCCUAGUCAGAGCAGAAAACGCGUCAGCAAGAUACCUUGUCCAGUUCCAAAACCCAGAGACGACCAUCCGAAAAACUAAGGCCGUCUGAGUUCUGAAGUGAAAUGUAACUGCUCCUGUUGGGCCAACCUGACAAGCGUAAGUCUCGGUGAUCAACACUUAUGGAACAUUUAGGUCCUCGUGUGGAAAUAUAAACACGAUAUGACUUCGGUUUAAAAACUGGUGUGAAAGGAAUGUUAGGCUCAUUUAAGUAGAUGUCCCAGUCACAAAAACACUUAUUCGCGGCCUUGUCUGUUUCACCCAAAAAUCGCUCGUAUGUGGACUUGCAUUUGGGUAAAACCUGUCCGGUCUUUCUGGUGUGUAACCGUGCAAUUCUGUCUCACCGGUCUCUUUGCUGUAUGCUGUAUGUCAGUAUAAACUAUAUGUUCUUCGUUACUGUAAAUGUCAUAAAAACUAAGUUUACUUUGCUCUUCCCCCAUCAUUAUCCUCCUGUCAGAGUCUUUGAAUAAAUUUAUUGAAAGACUCUACUUCUAUCAUGUUAACUGAAUUACUGGUGUAUUUCCUCGAAAUUUUAUCUUGAGUGUCCAGCCAACUUCUGAUAUAACCGUAUCAGUACAGUUACGGUUGUAUAUAUCAUAUGUACCUACUACUUUCAGCGUUUUUUUUAACCUUUGGGUUUUGUGGGGACCAUUCCGGGUGCUCUCACUAAAGCAGCGGUGCUUCUAUGCUAGCCUUAUAGGAGAGAAGGUCGAACCAGAAUUUGUCCUAUGUGGUGGGUCUUGACGACUGUAACCUACGGGGAUCAGUGGGGUAUGGGUAUCACUUCACCAAAUUCGUUGCCUCUUCAACUUUCUCGUGCGGAAUCCACACUAGUAUAAGGUCACUGGUAGCUGUUGGGACUGGAAAGAUUGAGAGAAAUGGACUAAGAUUAAAAAUGUGUAACGAUUCUGUAAAUGUGACGUUCAAAUAAACCACUGUUUACCCAAUAUAAUCGGUGUUCUGACAUCACCAACCUCAUAUUUUUACCAAAGAUUGUGGUUAGAUAUAAAAGAUGUAACGUUA
Lineus longissimus is the source of this 7569-nucleotide messenger RNA. RefSeq lists its product as uncharacterized. Lineage: Eukaryota; Metazoa; Nemertea; Pilidiophora; Heteronemertea; Lineidae. The record is from RefSeq and is a predicted model, not a curated record. Gene Ontology annotation, cellular component: guanylate cyclase complex, soluble. Gene Ontology annotation, biological process: response to oxygen levels; cGMP biosynthetic process. The coding region runs from base 172 to 6588 and encodes 2138 amino acids. The transcript has 5 exons. Gene Ontology annotation, molecular function: guanylate cyclase activity; heme binding.